Messenger RNA from Stegostoma tigrinum, 9049 nucleotides. RefSeq names its product acyl-CoA thioesterase 8 (gene acot8). Bases 13 to 1020 code for a protein of 335 amino acids. Gene Ontology annotation, biological process: fatty acid catabolic process; acyl-CoA metabolic process. Gene Ontology annotation, cellular component: peroxisomal matrix. NCBI's taxonomy places the organism in Eukaryota, Metazoa, Chordata, Chondrichthyes, Orectolobiformes, Stegostomatidae. The record is from RefSeq and is a predicted model, not a curated record. Gene Ontology annotation, molecular function: fatty acyl-CoA hydrolase activity. The transcript has 6 exons.
CGGAGCGGUGAGAUGGCGUCCAAGGGUCGAGGGGGAGGGAAACCGGUUCCGGAGAGCGGGUCCCAGGGGGACGAUGGUGCCAUUCUGCCCGCUGGCGGCAGGAGAUCGCCCCCUAUCAAAGCGGAUUUGCAAAGUGUGUUGGUCACUAGUGUCCUGAAUUUGGAGAGGCUGGAGGUGGACCUGUACAGAGGAACACACCAAUGGAUCCCGAGGACUCGCAUGUUAUUUGGUGGACAGAUUGUUGGUCAGGCACUGGUAGCUGCUGCAAUGUCUGUACCUGAAAAUGUUUUUGCUCAUUCAUUGCACUGUUACUUUGUUCGAGCAGGUGAUCCCGAUGUGCCAGUUGUAUACAGAGUGGAUCGUACUCGAGACGGGAAAAGCUUUUCUGUUCGUUCAGUGAAAGCCAUCCAGCAUGGGCACCCAAUUCUAAUUUGCCAGGCUUCUUUCCAGAAGAAAAUGGAGAGCCCAAUUCAGCACCAGUUUACCAUGCCGGUGGUUCCUGUCCCUGAAAAUGUAUUGACCCAAGAGGAACUCAUUGAAAAAUACUUGAGAGAUCCAGAUUUAACAGGAAAUUAUAAAAUAGGUCUGACGAAAAUGUUAGCUGAAGAGGUUCCAAUUGAAAUCAAACCCAUAAAUCCACCAGAUUACUACAGACGUAUACCCACGGAGCCUGUACAGAGGUUUUGGGUCCGAGCACGUGGCUACAUAGGUGACGGGAACAUGAAAUUACAUUGUUGCGUUGCUGCCUACAUUUCUGACUAUUCCUUCCUGACAACUGCAUUACUGCCUCAUCUGAACUAUAGGGUAAAGUUCAUGGCAUCCCUGGACCACUCCAUGUGGUUUCAUGCCCCAUUCCGGUCUGACGAGUGGAUGUUAUACGAAUGUGAGAGUCCUUGGUCUGGUGACUGCAGAGGUCUGGUACAGGGUCGUCUCUGGAAGCAGAAUGGAGUCUUAGCUGUUUCUUGUGCUCAAGAGGGAGUAUUUUAUGUGAAGCCAGCAGCCAACAGAAGCAAGUUGUGACUAAAAUGGCUAAUUGCCAGUUAACCUACCUGCAACUUUUUUAGCAUGUAUUUGCCAACAUUUUGUCUAAUUUGUCAAGAGAUAAUACCUGUAAUAUGGUAAACCCUAUUUAUUGUCUGAAGAUUUUCCAGUAAUUCCUAUACAUACAAGAAAAAAAUCUAUGUAAAAUAGUUUUAUAAAAUAGAAGUAACAGACCGGAGAGACUCAGCAGCUCUGUUGUCUUCUUUGGAGUUCCAAAGAACAACAUGCAGGGCUCAAUGGUAAAUCUUCCGUCUGCCUGUCUCUCUGCGCGCGCGCGCACACACACACACACACACACACACCACCACAUCUUAGAUUCUGGCAAACCUGUUGAGUUUGCAUCUGUUGAAUUUUUUUUGGUAGAUGCCCAGCAUUUUUUGCUUUUACCUACCUCUGAUUGAGAUUUUGGCCAUCUGCCCAGGCAUCUCAAAUGUAACUUGGUGUUGUCUCUUGUUUUGUGUUCCCUGUGAAGUACUUGGGAUGUUUCAUUAUGUUAAGGGUCCAAAUAAAUGCAAACUGUUAUCACCAAGGGCCAGUCAGUCUUGCAACAUUUCAAUGCAGCUGGAACAGUUGCAUACGUCAAGUGCUGAGCCUUUACCAGUUCUCGGAUGCAUUGCUGAAAUGUGAGACUGUCAGUGCUUUGUAAAUGAAGAAACCUUCCCCAAACUACACAAUCCAGAAGAGCUUUCUCAAAUCUAGCACUUGCUCUGGAGUUAAACAUGUAAAUUUUUUGACUUUAAGUAACAAACUUAUUACAUCUGUGCCUCCCAUGCCAUUUUACAGGCAAUUGUCUACAUGGGAUUUCCAACUUUUAUUGCCAUGUGCAGUCAACUAACAAUUAAAGUAAUCAGAUGAUUUGGGCAGCAUGUAAUGCACUUGUACAUUCCAGUGUAAGAAAAAAAUCCAAGAAUUAUGCAAAAUGCAAUUGUCAUAUUUUACUAUAAUCUAUACUUUUGAAGGUGUUAGCUUACAGUGUUAUGGCAAGCAGUUUGCCCUCCUGUACCUGUUAAAUUACUGGUUCUUUGUGUUUCUCUAAGCUAGUUUGCUGUGGAAAAUGUCAUGUCCAAACCAAACCUGUUCCUUCUAAUAAUCACAUGCAUAUUUUACAGCUGGCAUCACAGGGAAGAUAGGAAUCCUGUAUUUUCUUUCCAUGCCUUUUUGUUGUUAUUUGAUCCCUUAACAUAAGACCCCAACUGACCUUGGCUGAGACCUGCCAACUUUGCACAGGCCAAGAAGUGAAGUUUGCUCCGCACAGUGAGUAUGACUUAACGUGCAUACAUUAAUAAGCCUCCACCAGUUAUGCUAUGGGGUAUUUCAUUUUGUCAGAUGUUAUAGCAUGUUUAUUUUAUGUUAAUGCAUUGAUAGACACGAUUCAACAAUGAUAGAAUUUUUAAAAAAGUCAAAUUUAAAAUAAGAAUCAAAGUCUUUCACUUCCAGAGGAUUUAGGCAGCAUGGAUAUCAUAUACUUGCAUAUUCCAGUGUAUUUAAAACAAAAUCCCAAUGUUACACAAUUCAAUUUUUAAAUUAUUUUAUUGAAUCAUGCCUGUGGUGGUUGUGGUUUUUGUACUUUUUAUAAACAGUCAAUGUGCUGUGUCAAAUCUGAAUGCUUAGAUUAUAUCAUGUAUACAGCCUGUUUCUGAUAUAUGCAGUUUCUAUUAGAUAGCUGUUGGCACAGAGAAUAUUUAUUUUCUGCACAGACCCUCUUUUGUUUUUUGCAUGACGCCGAGUGCUGCUGUUCUCACAAGGCAUGUUUUGCAUGCUCAAUGGUGAGCUUGUUAUUGGCAUGAUACAAGAACAUCUGCAAGCGAGGACUUAAGUUAAAUGGGAUCAGAGUUGCUGCAUUGGAAAUCUUUCCUACUGUCCGAGUGCCUGUAUCCUAUAGUCAGGAAGAGUAGAAAAUGCUGAGGGUAAGACCAGAUGGCAGAAAUGAUCACAGUGGACAAAGAAAAAUCAGCCAGUUCAUCUCAGACCAAUGUUAUUGAUCUGAAUCAGAUGCUGUAGCCACAAAUGUCAUCCAGGCCAGACCUUAGCAUAGUCUGAAAUACCCUAGAGGCAAUGACAACAGCACUUUUUUUUUAAUGUGCUGGUGCUAGCUUAUUAAACUACUAAUCCCUUUAUAAUACUUCAAUAAUUAUUUUAAUGUUGCGAUUGAGGGAUAAUACCUCUGCCUUCCUCUUUUUGUUGUAAUCCUCAUUAUCCACAUUACCAUUUGCCCUCUGGUAUGGAAACAAUCUUUUGUUUGCACUUUUAAAACCUUUCAAAACCCUUCUAGAAUUUGAAAACUAUGUAUCAAUUUCCUCCCUUCUAUUUUCUGGAUUGAAUGGAGGAAGCGGAGAAGAUAUUUAGUUUUCACUUUCAUUCAUUACUCUCCAUGUCCAAGGUUGAAGUACAACUUUCGUGACCAUAGGAUUUUACUAUGUUUAUGGGAUGUUCUAUACAUUAUCACCAUCCUGAAUGAUGUGAGAGCCCAGUACAAGGUGGGCAAAAGAUUCUUUUGAAGCAUUCACAACAAUUUUUAGCGAGGAGUGCCAAGUGGAUGAUCCAUAUUGGCCACCUCCUUGUGGUACCAGCGUCACAGAUACCAGGCUUCAUCCGAUUUAGAUUCAUUCCAUGAGCUAUCCACAACAGUUUGAAUACAGUGGAUACUGUAAAGACUCUGGGACCUAACAAUUUUCCAGCAAUAGGAGAGAAGAUUGUGCUCCACAAAAGGUCUAACCAAGCUGUUCCAAUGCAACCAUAAUGCUGGCUUUGAACCAAUGGUCUUACUUCCAUGUUAAAAGAUAUAGGAAUAGAAGUAGGCCUUCCAACUCAUUCACCUUUUCCCAAGGUAGGCAAAUCCAAAACUGGAGGAUAUGGGUUGAAGUUGAGAGGGAAAAAGAUUAAGAGAGCCCUGAAGGGCAACUGUGUAUGGAACGAGCUGCCAGAGGAGGCGGUGGAGGUGGGUACAACUGCAACAUUUAAAAGACAUCUUGAUUGGCACAUGAAUAGGAAAUGUUUAGAGUGAGAUGGGCCAAAUGUUGGCAAGUGGGAUUAGAUCAGGUUAGGAUGUCUGGUUGGUGCUGAUGAGUUGGACCAAAGAGCCUCUUUCUGUGGUGUACAAUUCUAUGAUUCUUCUCUUCCAAUCAAUAAGUUCAUGGCUGACCUGAUAAUCUCAAUCUCAACCCCUAAGUCCUCGACCCUUGCUUCCUGUACUACUGAAACAUAGAUGUAUUGCAGCCUUGAAUAUAUUGACCAACACAUUUUUUAAAGCACCCUGCAGUGAUUAGAGGGUAGGAAGAAAAAAAAAUCAUGCCUUAAAUGUGUGCCCCCUUAAUCUUGAUUAUGCUAUUCAUUUCCAGCAUCCCCACAGGGGGAAACAACCUUUCUGCAUCUGUUCUGUCAAGACACUUUAGACUCUUUUAUGUUUCAAUAUUUUUGCCUCUCACUCAUCUAAAUGUCAAUGAUUAUGAGCCUAACCUACUCAGCCUCUCAUAAGACUGUCCUUCUAUACCCAAGAUCAACCUCUUGAACUUCUUGACUACCUCCAAACCUAGUAUGUCUUUGCUUGGAUAAAGGGACCAAAAACUGUUCACUGUAUUCCAUGAUGUGUUUUAUAUAGUUUUAGCAUAAUCCUUCUAUUUUCAUACUCCACGGUUUUUCUAUCAAAAGGGAAAUAUUCCACUUGCCUUCCUUAUUACCCAUUGAACUUAGAAGCUAGCUUUUUAUGGUUCAUGCAUAAGGACCUACAAAUCUUUGUUCUGCAGCUUUCUGCAGUCUUUCUCUAAUUAAAUAAUAUUUAGUUCUUUUGUCUUCCAGUCAGUUAUGUAACCUCACAUUUUCCUACGUUAUAUUCCAUCUGCUAAGAUUCUGCCCACUCGGUUAAACAGGCUGUCUAUUUCCCUCUGUAGGCUAUUUCUCACCACUUGCCUUCCCACCUAUUUAUUGUCAUCUGUAAACUUGGCAACAAUCCUUUCACUUCUGUCGUCUAAGUCAUAAAUACACAUUGUUCUUAAUUGUGUCCAUGAUAAUGAUCCUGUGCCAAUCCGGUAGUUAUGAGUUGCUGUCCUUUAUUCCCUCUUCUAUUAGUUAGUCAGUCCUUUAUCCAAACCAUCCAGGAUGAAGCAGCCUGCUUGAUUGGUACCAACCUCCACCCCCUGUUUCUUUUACACUUGGAAGCAGCAGUACCAUCUACAGGAUAUGCUGCAAAAAUUCACCAAAGCUCUCUUGCACCUUCUAAACUUGUGCUCAUUACCAUCAAGAAGGAUAAGGGCAACAGAACUUGAAUGUGACUAGAACUGUAUUCCUUUCCAAGCCACUCAGGAUCCUGAUUUGGUAAUAUAAUGUUAUUUCUUUGGUCACUGGAUUAAAAUUUUGAAUCUCUCUCCUUAACUGUAUUAUGGGGGUACCUAUUAUCAGAUUGACUGCAGAGGUUCAAAAAGCAGCUCACUACCACCUGAAUGGCAACUAGGGACGUACAAUAAAUGCUAACCCAGCCAAUGAUGCCCACAACCCAUGAAUUAAUUUUUAAAAGAAAAUCUAUUGACCUUUCCCAGUUGCCAGGAAGACAAUUAAGAGCCAACCACAUUGCAGUGGGUCUGGAUUUACAUGCAGAUCAGACUAAGUGGAGAUGACAGAUUGCCUUCUCAAAAGGACAUGAAUAAACAAGUUUUUAUUUCUUUCUUAGAAACAAGAGAUGGUAGGUACAUGUUCACCAUUAGGUGUUCAUUAGGCUACUUUUUCAUUUUAAUUCCAACUUCUUAUUGAAUUCAAAUUUCACCAUCUGCUAUGGUGCGAUUCAAACCCAUGGCCCCCAGAAUGUUAGCCUGGGAUCCUGCAUUACUAGCCUAGCUUCAAUACUAUGACACAACUCCCUCAAACACGAGUGUCUUCUGUCUCUCCUCCCUAACCUUGGCCCUGCAGCAGAAGAGGCAGAAAUGGGUCUGAACAUUAUCCUCAAUUUCAGUGUGAAGCUAUUGUACUGUGCAGGAAGAGUCUAUUUUGCCCACUUGCCUAUACUGGCUCUUUAGGUGGGUUAUUUAAUUAGUUACACUCCUCUUCCUUCACAACACAUUUUCCUUUUAAGUAUAGUCAAAAUUCUCUUCUGUAAGUUGCUACUACUUUUGCCAAUUGCUUGGGGUACGUUUGUACCACAUCUUUUGGCUAUGUUACAGCUCUGGCUGGUUUGUUGUUGUUGUUAAUAAAUCUGCUUCCCCAACAUUUGUUUUCCUUUUGGUUUGAGAAAGCCUGUACACUCUUGCAAUCACAAUGUAGAGGUUUGUGCCUUUCUCUGUCAUUGAAUCAGAGAUUUGUGGGUGAUUGAGUAGAGAUAUUUAAGAAUUAUGCAAUGGGACCACAUUUAACAAUUGCAAUACUUGAGAAAGUAAAUUCAGAAUUAAUAUAGGAAACAAAAUUAUCUUAAAUGAACAUUUAACGGCCUGGAACAACUUCAUCCACUUUAUUUUUAUCACCUUUAUACAAAGCACCAUGCAGAUAUUGAAUAGUGUAUAAAUCUAUUUAUUCAAAAUGCAGAUAUCCAGAUAAAUUAAUAGUUGGAGACAUUAAAUUCCAAACAAACUGACAAACAGUAAAUAAAUGUACAGAAAAUACUGCAUAUGGGGUGAUUAGUUACAGGUUUGGGUUGACUUCAGAGGUAUAUAAAAUCAUGAGGGGCAUAGAUAAGGUGAAUAGCAAAGGUCACUUCCCUAAGGGGUAUACUUCUAACGUGAGAGGAGGAAGAUGUAAAAAGGAUAUGGAGAUAGCUUUUUUACACAGUGGUUAGCAUGUGGAAUGAACUACCGGAAGUGGUGGAUGCAGGUACGGUUACAACAUUUAAAAGACAUUUGGAUAAAGGCAUGAAUAGGAAAGUUUUGGAGGAAUAUAGGCCAAACACAGGCAGGUGGGACGAGUUUAGUUUGGGAACACGAUAGGUGUGGACUAGUUGGCUGGAAGUGCUGUUUCCGUGAUGUAUGACUCUAAUAAAUUUAGCACUGAGCAGAAAAUCAAUACACUGCAAAGUUCCAAUUUGUACCUUAUUAAAAAGUGAAGCAAGUUGUACUGUGUUUUAAGAAGAACAUAAUUAUUUAUAUUCCAAUAAAAUAGAACUAAUUGUUACUGAUCAGUUAUGCCAUGUCUAAUAUAGCAAAAUAUCAUUGAGUCCCUUUUACAUAAAUAAUCACUCUACUGCAUUUUAUUAAAGUGCCUUUUAUAAUGGGAUCUGUUUUGAAUUUCCCUUAACAUGCAUACAUUGAUAAGACAUGACCAAGUGUGAUAAAACUAAAAGCAGACUGGAGAACAUACAUGUUUAAAACUCACUUGCUUGAAAAUCACAAAAUAUUAUUUAUAGAAGGAAAAAAAUUGCAUUUAUGCAUCACGUCUUGACCACUCAAAUUUAAAAUUGUAGGGAAACAUAGAGUUUGUACACAACAAGAACCAACGAACCAUGAAAUAAAGAAUUUUUUUUUGUUGGUUGAAAGUUGGAGAUUUUCCCUAGCAGUGCUAAUGGGAACUUAUAUGCAACUCUUCACUGCCAACACCCAGCAAAAUUGCAGUUUUGUUUGAAGCAACAUUUUCAGAAACCCAAAAAUCAUUCCUGCUGUUAAUAAUUCAGAUACUUGGUUGAUGCUAAAUGAAACAUCUGCAUCAGGAUCUUUAACCAGAAAAUAAAACCAGGAGAUCUGAAACUAGCAGCACAGAAAAAGUAGUUGGAACACAAGUUGAAUGUAGGGAAAGGAAAUAUCCUUGGGAGAGCAAAAACAAAUUGUGUGCCAACAAUUAUUUAAAUAAAUCAAAUGAUCUAAACAAUGGACAGAAAAUUAGAGUGCAGUUUUGUUGAAUCCAUGCUUAUUGCAUUGAAUGUAAUGCAACAAUGCUCGAAAAUGUGACACCUGACUUUCAGUUUGUCUGAGAGACGUUAAAGUGGCCUGAAUACUGGUUUUGAAAUAUUGAAAAUGGGUCUACAUCAAGGCAUUUAUGAAACCCAAAGAUUGUAAGGCCUUCUGCAGGAAGCUAAGUCAGCACUUUGCAAUUAUGCAAUGAUGUGAAUUCAAUCUCUAGCAAAGCCUUUUUUUUAAAAAUGCCUGAGUAGGAGGGAAGAUUUUUGAAGUUUGCAGGUAGUUUGAAAAGCAUGUUUAUAAUAAUUUAGAACUUUGCCUGUGCACUGCAAGCAUGAAAAGAUUGCUAUUUGGCAAGUGAAAUCUUAUAUGCAUUCAGAUAAGUUCCAAGAAGUGCAUUGUCACUGACAUUGGUGUGAACUGAAGUGUCAGAAAAUGGUUGUAAUAAAACAUUUUGAAGUAAAUGACUAUUGGCCAUAGAUGGUCUAAAUAGUGCUUUUGCUUUUAUACAGUAGCUGACAACAUUUCAAUUUCUGGACAGGCUUAAAGCAAGGGAACUGCCUCAUGCUUCAAUUAAAUUUAGUGUCUCAAAUACAAGAACAGAAAGUUUGUAAAAGUCCUAGGGAUACAAAUUGGGUGAAAUUUGGAGGUUAACACACAUACAGAUCACUGAACUCCUUUGUCAAGUAGUUACUUCCCAGUGGGUACAUUUUGAAACUCAUCCCAGUAAUGCCCUUCAAUGAAUUUCGUUAAUUAAUCAGCUAGACUUUAGAAAAACGGUGCUAGAAAGUAAAAAUCAAAAAUCAUUUAAACAUUUAACACAGAUGGGACUGUGUUUAAAAAAAAAGUGAUGAGACAAUCAAGCGUUUGGUGGUGUAAUCUGCAAGAUACUGUAAUCCAACUUUACUGUUACACAAAAAAUACAUUAUUAUUGCUGUUACAAUGUUACAUAAGGUUAAUUAAAACACAAAACUAUAAUUACUAGCUAAAGAGACUUAAUUUUAAAAAAAAUCAGUGUUUCACUAGAAAUAACAAACCUGAAUUUCUGAAAGAUCCUUUACUUUGGUUCAGUGACAGUUCUUCAGCAACUAAACUGCACACUGACUCGAGUGUGCUAUUGGACCAUUAGUGCAGGUCAGUCUAAUCACGCUGAGAUGUAGCAAACCAUAUGUUUAAUUAGCACUUAUUUGAAAAUUUAU